Colletotrichum godetiae is the source of this 986-nucleotide messenger RNA. RefSeq lists its product as uncharacterized. The transcript has a single exon. The record is from RefSeq and is a predicted model, not a curated record. Lineage: Eukaryota; Fungi; Ascomycota; Sordariomycetes; Glomerellales; Glomerellaceae. The coding region runs from base 153 to 938 and encodes 261 amino acids.
AUUUCGCCAUCUGCCUUGGAAGGGCUUGCGCUCUACGCCCAGACUCUUUGGGCCCCUCAGCUGACGAAAAGGUCAAGACUGGCAAUGCCAUCGAUGAAAUGCCCUUCUUGGCCUAGGAAGAUGGUCGUCUCUCUCGCGGGCAACAGAAGGGGAUGCGGACUCUUCUUGUGACCAUCCGCAACCUCAAGGACAACGAGGACAAAGAGACUGAAAGUGAAGAUCAGAAGCAGACAAUGAACUUCCACAUUAAAUCCCCCCAGCAGCAGGCCAAUUUGACACUCUCAGCUCCGCACCGUCUGCUAGUCAUUGGUCUUCGACGGGGAGUGUUUGACGGGCUUUCGACAAUCGACGACCUUUUCGAUUCUGAGCUGGACCGAAUCCCUAUCAAGGCCGAAUUUCUCCAUAAGCCUGUUCUUCUUGUGGGGAAUGCGGAUGACUCGGGCCUCAAUGACGACCAUAGUCCCAUGCCGGCCGCUUCUCUGACCAAGUGGAUUGAACUUCGCGGAGAGCGGGUGGGAUGGCCAGGACAGCUGACGUCCUGCAAUAUCCGUCGCCUCACCGCAGCGACAUAUGUCAAAGCUCUGGGGGAUGAUCACGCUCGAAUGCUCAUGUCGCACGAACCAGAUUCGCUGAUCCUCGGGCGCUUCUUCAUCGACCGUACUCCCUUGACCGACGCGUCAAACAUCACCCUUGGUGAAGAGACCAGGAGCAGCAAGGCUAAGGAGUUCUCGCAACUUGAGAUCACGUCUGGGGUCCCGCUAGACGAACUUCCUGCUAGGAGAAUUCUCGAGACGUAUGGACCAGAGUUGAAUGCGCUCUUCCGGCAAUACAUACGCGCCGAUUCCCGAUAUGCUCUGUUCACCCAAGAAGAAAAGAAGAACCGUGAUCGCGUGCUUCGUCGCAAGGCAUUCCUCGUCAUGCGCACAGAGAUGAUAUGACUCCAUCAAAAGCAGCAGGCACAAGCUGGACGUGUCAUACUAAAGGUG